ACCUCCAUGCUCCUCCAUUCGACGGACACUCGGUCUUCCUCUCCCAUUCAUUCACAACUCAAGUUACUCGAGCCCUCGACAGCCGCCAUCGCCAAUUCUCCGUCUCUGUCUCUGUCUCCCUCUGGCGACUUGCGAGUUGCGACCACCAUCACCAUCUUCUCCUCCCAACCGCGACUACCCCAUCACCGCCGUCUAGAACACCAGCAUCAUUCUGCGAAUCGAAAUCGACCACUUUCAUCUCAUCUUCUCUCCCAAAUUAAGUUUUGUGCCCUUGAUUGAACAAUGGGGUCGUCUUCAACCACGGCUGUUCCACAAAUGCAGGAAAUUAUGCUGGAGUUUCGCGCUGGUAAGAUGGUUUUUGAGGGGAAAAAGGUUGCUCCUGAUACUCGUAGAGGACUUGUUCGCAUAGCAAGGGGUGAUGAGGGGUUGGUGCAUUUUCAGUGGCUUGAUCGUAGUCUAAAUGUUGUGGAAGAUGAUCAGAUUAUAUUUCCUGACGAGGCAGUUUUCGAAAAGGUUAAUCAAGUGUCAGGAAGGGUCUACAUAUUGAAGUUCACCACCGAUGACAGGAAGUUUUUCUUUUGGAUGCAGGAGCCUAAAGCUGAAGGUGACUCACAGUUGUGUAGCUCUGUUAAUUACUACCUCAAUCGACCAUUAGCAGAGUUCCUUGACGAAGAAGGGCCUGAUGGUUCUAUUCCCUUACAAGUUUCUGAAGAUAUGGUUGAUGAUGAUAUUUCAUCAAGAGCUGGAAUCUUGCUGGAACCAAACUUGGGUGGGGAAGUAAGUAGCGAUGUAACUUCUUCAGCUGGCCCAGUGAAAUUGGAAGAUCUUCAAAGAAUCUUAAGUAACAUUGAGCCAGCAGAUAGGGCUGUGGAUACAGAUGAAGGCUUGAGUUUGGAGGAUAUAUUCAAACCCGAGUUGAUUAUGCCAUUGAUUGAGACAUUGCCACUGGAACAGGGUUUAGGUUCUUACUUACCUGAGGGUCAAUGGUCUCCUGACGAUGUAUUGGAGUUGCUGCAGAGUCCACCUUUCCGCCAACAAAUGGAUUCAUUUGCUUAUGUACUUCGAACAGGACAGAUAGAUUUGACGCAGUUUGGUAUUGACCCAAGUAAAUACAAGUUCACUGUAUUGUCCUUUCUUGAGGCGCUUGAUGAUUCGGUUUCAAAGACGUCAGAGUCUGAGGAGUCGAGGCAAGACAGGAAGGAUUUAAGAUCUGAAUCUUGUAACCGUAAUGACCCCAUGGAUGAGUCCAAGUAGUGGAGGCACUUGUUUAUGCGUUCUUGUUAAAUUUAUCCUUGUUUUAUUUGUAGGACUUUAAUGUGUAGGACAUCAAUCUGGUUGUCUUGUAAACUCUGUAUACAUGGUUCAAGAAAGAAAAGGAGCAAGAAAAAGGAUUAGUGUUGAUCUUUGUUUA
Malus domestica (apple) is the source of this 1411-nucleotide messenger RNA. Its product is annotated as 26S proteasome regulatory subunit RPN13. Gene Ontology annotation, cellular component: cytoplasm; proteasome regulatory particle, lid subcomplex; nucleus. Gene Ontology annotation, molecular function: endopeptidase activator activity; proteasome binding. The record is from RefSeq and is a predicted model, not a curated record. NCBI's taxonomy places the organism in Eukaryota, Viridiplantae, Streptophyta, Magnoliopsida, Rosales, Rosaceae.